AUGGCGGGAGGAGUGCCCGCAGCGGUGCCCGGGCGGUGCUGGGGGCACUGGGGACACUGGGGACGCUGGGAUGCUCCGGCACACCGCGGGAUGCUGCUCGCCGGAGAGGAUUCCUCUUUUCCCCGCUUCACCUCCCCAGCCGAGGCUCCGAGCGCAGCCGAAGCGUUUCUUUUGACACCAGCGACCAGAGAGACCCGGCAGGGUGUGUGCAUCACUAUACACAGCCUUUGGCAGCAGGUAGAAGUGGUUGCACAAGGUAUUUCCCCUCUGUGUCUCUGGGCCUGGACUCUCCCUGCACCUUCAAACCUUCUACAACGAUUGCAUGGUGGCAAGGUGAGACUCCUCAGAACCCUUCUCAGCCUUGCUCUUCCCCUUCCUUUGCCCUCCUGCGAGCCUCUGGGAGGGAUCUGCAACAUGAAGUUUCCAUUUGGAGCUGGCAAAUUCGGGAUGAACUGCUGCUUUGUGGCUCUCUGUUGUUUUUCUCUUCUCCUUCCCCUUCCUUACGCUCUGCCCACUUUUUUUAUUUUUUAGGUCGAGCUGCUUGACUUCAAAGGCGAGGACUUGUUUGAGGAUGGAGGAAUAAUCCGGAGGAUCAAGAGGAAGGGAGAAGGUUACUCCAACCCUAAUGAAGGUGCUACCGUGGAGAUUCACCUGGAGGGAUUCUGUGGCGGCCGCAGAUUCGACUGCAAGGAUGUGAAAUUUGUCGUGGGAGAAGGGGAGGACCACGACAUCCCCAUUGGCAUUGACAAGGCCCUGGAGAAGAUGCAGAGGGGAGAGCACUGCAUCCUCUACCUCAGCCCACGGUAUGGCUUUGGCGAGGCUGGGAAGCUGAAAUAUGGCAUCCAGGGGAACGCAGAGCUGGUGUACGAGGUGACCCUGAAGAGCUUUGAGAAGGCCAAGGAGUCGUGGGAGAUGGACACCAAGGAGAAGCUGGAGCAGGCAGCUGUGGUCAAGGAGAAGGGCACGAUGUACUUCAAGGAAGGCAAGUACCUGCAGGCAGUGAUUCAGUAUGGGAAGAUUGUGUCCUGGCUGGAAAUGGAGUAUGGCUUGUCUGAAAAGGAGUCUAAAGCCUCUGACUCCUUCCUGCUGGCUGCCUUCCUCAACCUGGCCAUGUGCUACCUGAAGCUGCGAGAGUACACCAAGGCUGUGGAGUGCUGUGACAAGGCUCUAGGGUUGGACCAGGACAAUGAGAAAGGCUUGUACAGGAGGGGUGAAGCCAGGUUAUUGAUGAAUGAGUUCGAGCUGGCUAAAUGUGACUUUCAAAAAGUGCUGGAAGUGAAUCCACAGAACAAAGCAGCGAAAUCCCAGAUCUCUGUGUGCCAGAAAAAAACGAAGGAGCACAACGAGCGGGACCGGAGGAUCUAUGCCAACAUGUUCACAAAGUUUGCAGAGAGGGAUGCAAAGGAAGCAGCCAGCAAAACUGGGGUGGAAAAAACAGCAGAGAAGGCAGCUUGUGAAAAAGGACCUAAAACUCCUGGUGCUGAAGGCGAAGAGGCUGAAGGACACGUAUGA
Molecule: messenger RNA, 1512 nt
Organism: Cinclus cinclus
Lineage: Eukaryota; Metazoa; Chordata; Aves; Passeriformes; Cinclidae
Gene: FKBP5
Product: FKBP prolyl isomerase 5
Molecular function (GO): peptidyl-prolyl cis-trans isomerase activity; protein binding
Source: RefSeq, a predicted model, not a curated record